UUUAAACUUCAUUUGAUCGUUUCGGACACGUGACAGGGAACAGCGGAAGAGCCUCCGACGUCCGCAUACAGAAGAGUCUCUUGAGUCUUCAGGAUGCAAAGUACCACUAACUACCUUUGGCUGAUCUCUGAUCUGCUUGGUCAGGGAGCAACAGCCAAUGUUUACCGUGGCCGACACAAAAAAACUGGGGACCUAUAUGCUGUGAAGGUAUUCAAUAACAUUAGCUUUCUGAGGCCAUUAGAUGUCCAGAUGAGGGAGUUUGAAGUUUUGAAGAAACUAAACCACAAAAACAUUGUGAAACUCUUUGCAGUGGAAGAGGAGUCUAACACUCGUCAUAAGGUGCUUGUUAUGGAGUACUGCCCUUGUGGGAGUCUGUACACUGUUUUAGAGGAGGCUUCAAACGCCUAUGGCCUUCCUGAAGAUGAGUUCCUUAUAGUCCUCCAUGAUGUGGUUGCUGGGAUGAACCACUUGAGGGAAUAUGGCAUUGUCCACCGUGAUAUUAAACCUGGGAACAUUAUGCGUGUGAUUGGAGAGGAUGGACACUCUGUCUACAAGCUGACAGACUUUGGCGCUGCUAGAGAGUUGGAGGAUGAUGAGCAGUUUGUGUCACUCUAUGGCACUGAGGAAUAUUUGCACCCUGACAUGUACGAGCGUGCUGUUUUAAGGAAAGAUCACCAGAAAAAAUAUGGAGCCACAGUGGAUCUUUGGAGUAUCGGUGUUACUUUCUACCAUGCAGCUACAGGGAGUCUCCCAUUCCGACCUUUUGAAGGACCCCGCAGAAAUAAAGAAGUGAUGUAUAAAAUUAUCACAGAGAAGCCUCCUGGAACAAUCUCUGGCCACCAGAAGUGUGAAAAUGGCAAAAUUGAAUGGAGCACAGAAAUGCCAGUGUCUUGCAGCUUAUCUAAGGGAUUGCAGAGCCUUCUUACCCCUGUCCUUGCCAACAUCUUGGAGGCAGAUCAAGAAAAGUGCUGGGGUUUUGACCAGUUUUUUGCAGAGACCAGUGACAUCCUACACCGUACUGUUGUUUAUGUUUUCAGCCUACAGCAAGCUACUCUUCAUCACAUCUACAUUCAUGAAUACAACACAGCUGCACUGUUCCAGGACCUGCUGUGCCGAAGGACCAGUAUCACACUCCACAAUCAGGAGCUACUUUAUGAGGGUCGGCGCCUCAUCCUUGACCCAAACCGCCAAGCCAAAACAUUCCCCAAGACCUCCAGAGACAACCCCAUAAUGCUCGUCAGCCGCGAGUCUGUCACCACCGUCGGCCUCAUUUUUGAAGACCCCAGUCCACCAAAAGUUCAACCGCGCUACGAUCUAGAUUUAGAUGCCAGCUAUGCCAAGACAUUUGCUGGAGAUGUGGGACACUUAUGGAAAACUUCAGAGUCUCUCCUUGUGUAUCAGGAACUUGUACGUAAAGGUGUCCGUGGGCUAAUAGAGCUGAUGAAGGAAGACUAUAGUGAAAUUCAACACAAAAAGAAUGAAGUCUUUCAUUUGUGUGGCUACUGUACCCAGAUACUUGAAAAAACAGAACAGCUAUUUGAGGUGUUCAUGCAGGCCAACAUGUUGUCAACAGAAUAUGAUGAGAUCUCAGACAUGCACAAGAAAAUUCUCAGGAUUGCAAGUUCUUUGGAGCCUAUUGAGCGAACAACACAAGAUAUCAAAAGUAAAUUCCUACCCGGAGGAGUACUGACGGACACCUGGACACAACAAGUCGGAACUCAUCCUGAGGACAGAAAUGUGGAGAAAAUCAAAGUGUUGCUGGAUGCCAUCACAGCCAUUUACCAGCAGUUCAAGAAGGACAAGGCUGAACGAAGACUGCCAUACAACGAAGAACAGAUCCAUAAAUUUGAUAAACAAAAACUGGUCCUCCAUGCCAGCAAAGCAAGAUCCCUAUUCACAGAGGAAUGUGCCAUGAAAUACCGCUUGUUUAUCUCUAAGAGUGAGGAGUGGAUGAGAAAAGUUCAUCACGUGAGGAAACAGUUCCUCAGCCUGUCUGGUAAUCUGAUAAGCAUUGAGAAAGAGGUAACUAUGUUCAUGGAGAGAGCCAUCAAGCUGCAAGAGCAGCUUCCUCAGAAAGUCCUUCCUCUGGUGUCCAGUGGGAUGAAGCCUCAGGCCUACCUGAGUCAGAACACACUUGUGGAAAUGACUCUGGGGAUGAAGAAACUAAAGGAAGAGAUGGAAGGUGUGGUCAAAGAGUUGGCAGAAAAUAACCACUUCUUAGAACGUUUUGGCACUCUGACAUUGGAUGGAGGACUCAGGGGCUAGACGGAAUAACCAGUUUGUACAUAAUUAUUGUAAAUAUCUAGCCUGGCAACCCAGCCCCUGCAGGAGCAUCUGGAGCCCUCUCCACUGUAUAACAUUACUCUUCCUCAAGUUUGUGGACGAUCAAUUCUGAUUGAUAUACAAAUGAUCCUAAUAUUGAUUUUUAUUUGUUCUGUUUUGAUGAGGGAACUUGCCAUGUGUUUGUCAAUCCACUUGUCAUUCCUAACCAUUGGAACUCAUGGGUGUUUUUAUCAAGAAAUGAGACUCUGUAUAGAAUAAGAGGACUUUUGGCUGACCACAUGAGUAAUUAUCAUGGGACUAUCUAAAAUCAUAUUCAUUCAAUAAGAAGACAUAUUUUAUUUAUUAGUUCCUUUUUUUCUAGUGGAGCUUUACUGCUCACACAAUUUUAAUCAGGGUUCUUGGUGCCAUAGAAAAUGUGAAGGUUAGGGUUCAACUUCACAGCAAAAUGUUCCAAGACUGGGCUUUAUGGUGGAGUCUGCAUGUUCUUUAAUUUGUUCAGUUAUCUUGAGAGGUAUUAGCUUAAUAAUCUGUAGCCUAUGCAUUAAAAAGUAAGAGUACUUGUUUCACUUGUAUCUACCCGCACAUUAUUACUAUAAAUUGUAAAUUCAUAAGCUGUCUACAAAACAACUAUCCAGUAAAUAAGAUGGUGUGUUUCAUUUCUUUUUUCUUAUGUAGUCCCAAUGAAAAUGUCACAACUUUCUCCUGUAUAACUGUAAAUAAAUGUCUUAUAGACUUUAAA
This is a messenger RNA of Boleophthalmus pectinirostris (great blue-spotted mudskipper), 3022 nucleotides long. It is a transcript of the gene tbk1, whose product is annotated as TANK-binding kinase 1. Gene Ontology annotation, molecular function: ATP binding; protein serine/threonine kinase activity. The coding region runs from base 94 to 2265 and encodes 723 amino acids. The record is from RefSeq and is a predicted model, not a curated record. Gene Ontology annotation, biological process: peptidyl-serine phosphorylation. Gene Ontology annotation, cellular component: cytoplasm. The transcript is spliced from 21 exons. Lineage: Eukaryota; Metazoa; Chordata; Actinopteri; Gobiiformes; Gobiidae.